AUGGCGGCUGUCCACGACGACCCGGAGCAGGACGGGCUGUGGGACUACCUCUUUUGCACCGAGAUGAUGCCACAAGAAACCUACUUUUCGCGCGACGGCGUGAACGAUAUGUUCCUGCCUUUCCACCCCGACGAAGCGUACAACAUGUCCUACAUCCACAAGAGGUGUCGCGAGAAGUGGGGCGUGGAGCCGAAUCCCACCCGGGUCGCCGACUGGCUUGGCGGCAUGGAGGCGCUGAAGCAGGCCUCCAACAUUGUCUUGUCCAACGGGCUGUACGACCCCUGGUCCGCAAUCGGCGUCCUCUCGAGCGUGUCGGAGACGGUGGUGGCGGUCAUCAUUCCCGAGGGCGCACACCACCUUGACCUGAUGUUUGCGCACCCGGAUGAUCCGUUGAGUGUGCGGGAGGCGCGCCAUGUGGAGCUUCAGCACAUUAAGCGUUGGCUCGGCCUCAGCGGCACCUUGCCGACGCCGAUGCUGGCGCAGGGGCUGGAGCGCGGCACGUCCAUCGCGAGCGCAUCAGCGGCAGCCGGGUCCCUCGUCGUCAUCCUCGUCGUGGCGUCCGCCUCGCUGGCCAUCGCCUUUUUGUUCCGCGCCGGCCGAGGACACAAAUGGAAGGCGAAGGUCGUCGUUGAUGGGCAGGGCGAGGCAGCGGAUGCGUACAAGGCCAUGGAAGGUUAA
Messenger RNA from Emiliania huxleyi CCMP1516, 678 nucleotides. RefSeq lists its product as hypothetical. NCBI's taxonomy places the organism in Eukaryota, Haptophyta, Isochrysidales, Noelaerhabdaceae. Gene Ontology annotation, molecular function: serine-type exopeptidase activity; dipeptidyl-peptidase activity. Gene Ontology annotation, biological process: proteolysis. The record is from RefSeq and is a predicted model, not a curated record. Bases 1 to 678 code for a protein of 225 amino acids. The transcript is spliced from 3 exons.